AUGUCCAUAUAUUCUGACGCAAUAGGAUCAAAUUCUUGUGUCUCUUCUUCUUGUGAAACUUUAUCUAAACCGAUCAAUAAUUCUCCAAUAUCAACAUUAUUAUCAUUGUCUAAUGAAUCUUUGUUGCGAAUAUUGGACUUCUUACGAGCUACUCCCUUCUUUUCCAAUAUUAAUUUUGCUGAUUCUAAGCCCAUUCCUCUUCUUUUAACAGAAGACAAUAAAGCUAAACUUAAAGAUUUGCUAAAUAGUGGUGUAUCCGGUGUAGUUGAAAUAGAAUGGGAUUUAUCCAACAAAGAUCAAGUUGUAAGUCGAAACCAAUUUCUUCAAAAAAAUAAUCUUAAUAUCGAUCAUGGUGAUAUAUAUUGUAAAUGGUCUAUUCGGCAUUCAAGUAAAAUAUUAAUUGUCAAACAAUGUAUAUGUGGAAGUUACCAUGAAAAGGAAAUUGCAUCUGGCUCUCGAGUUACAACAGCAUGUUAUCCCUAUGUAGGGUGUCUUGCAUUUGUUACAAUUUCUCUUCGUAAUAAUGAAAUUUGUGAUAUCGCAGGAUACUUGGAACAUUUUGAACAAUGUGUAAUUUCUCGACCACAACGUGACCCACCAUACCGACUUUUACUAUACAUAAGAAGCAGUGUUGAAAAUUUAUUAAGUCUUAAUGUAAAAACUUUAGAUAUUCUUGCUCAAAAUGCAAGAAUCGUAAAAAAUGUGUUUGGAAAUCAUACCUUGAUUGGAAACUCCAGAGUAUUGCUUACUGCAAUGGAUAUUACAAAUAUUAAGAAACAAAUACUACAAAAAAGCUAG
Molecule: messenger RNA, 798 nt
Organism: Racocetra persica
Lineage: Eukaryota; Fungi; Glomeromycota; Glomeromycetes; Diversisporales; Gigasporaceae
Source: the annotation of a GenBank genome assembly